This is a messenger RNA of Phycodurus eques (leafy seadragon), 4437 nucleotides long. It is a transcript of the gene dgkb, whose product is annotated as diacylglycerol kinase, beta. The transcript has 25 exons. Gene Ontology annotation, cellular component: plasma membrane. Gene Ontology annotation, biological process: intracellular signal transduction; diacylglycerol metabolic process; lipid phosphorylation. Lineage: Eukaryota; Metazoa; Chordata; Actinopteri; Syngnathiformes; Syngnathidae. The record is from RefSeq and is a predicted model, not a curated record. Bases 140 to 2506 code for a protein of 788 amino acids. Gene Ontology annotation, molecular function: ATP-dependent diacylglycerol kinase activity; calcium ion binding.
CUGGAUAUUCCAUUAGAGCAUCCAGCGGAGGUGAGGUGGGCUCAUCUGGGAAUGUGAUCUGCUUCCUGGACUCCGCCGGAGCCUGCGUUGAGGCUGCUCGUUCGUUUGGAAUAAGUGUGGCAAAAAUGCUGCUCGGUGAAUGCUGAGCACCAUGACGAGCGGCCAGGACGCUUGGGUCACGCUGACCCCAGCAGAAUUCGCCCUCUUGCAAGAAUAUACUCAGUACUCCACCAAGAAGCUGAAAGAUGUGCUGCAGGAGUUCCACGGCGAUGGCGUGCUGGCCAAAUACAAUCCAGAGGAGAAACAGGACAUUCUCAGCCAGGAGAUUGAUUUUGAGGGCUUCAAGCUAUUCAUGCAGACCUUCCUGGAGAGCGAACUGCCUCAAGAGUUCUGCCAGCAUCUCUUUAUGUCCUUCAGCAACAAGGACCACCCCAGCCCGUCCUCGUCCUCCGACAAGCCCAGAGUCUCCGGGCUCAAGCUGAUCAAAAGCAACUCAACCCCCCUGAGGACGAGCGGCGUGCCCGGCCCGCCGAGUACAGUGCAGCUCAAAGACAUCGUGUGCUACCUGUCGCUGCUGGAGGGAGGACGGCCCGAGGACAAGCUGGAGUUUAUGUUUCGCCUCUAUGACACCGAUGGGAACGGCUCUUUGGACAGCUCGGAGCUGGAGCACAUCAUCUCGCAGAUGAUGCACGUGGCCGAGUACCUGGAGUGGGACGUGACCGAGCUCAAACCUAUCCUGCAGGAAAUGAUGCAGGAGAUCGACUACGACCGCGACGGCACCGUGUCUCUGGAGGAGUGGAUCCAAGGAGGGAUGACCACCAUCCCGCUCCUAGUCCUGUUGGGUCUGGAGACCAAUGUGAAAGAUGACGGUCAGCACGUGUGGCGUCUGAAGCACUUCAACAAGCCAGCCUACUGCAACCUUUGUCUCAACAUGCUCAUUGGCCUCGGCAAGCAGGGACUCUGCUGCUCGUUCUGCAAGUACACGGUCCAUGAGCGCUGCGUGGCCCGCGCGCCGCCCUCCUGCAUCAAAACUUACGUCAAGUCCAAGAAAAACACGGAGGUCAUGCAUCACUUCUGGGUGGAAGGUAACUGCCCCACCAAGUGUGACAAGUGCCACAAAACCAUUAAGUGUUACCAGGGUCUGACUGGGCUCCACUGCGUGUGGUGUCAAAUCACGCUCCAUAACAAGUGUGCCUCGCACAUGAAGCCCGAGUGUGACUGUGGACCUCUGAAGGAUCACAUCCUGCCGCCCAGCUCCAUCUGCCCUGUCGUCUUGGAAAGGCAGUCGACGCUAAGGAAGGACUCAAGGUGCAGCCAGUCGAGUCGCGGAAAAGUACAGCGAGCCAACUCGGUCACAGUUGAUGGUCAAGGCCUGCAGAUCACGACAAUAGAGGGCACUCAUCCGCUGCUGGUGUUUGUCAAUCCGAAGAGCGGUGGCAAACAGGGAGAGAGGAUCUACAGGAAGUUCCAGUACCUCCUAAACCCGAGACAAGUGUACAACCUGGCAAAGAAUGGACCCAUGCCGGGGUUGAAUUUCUUCCGAGACGUGCCUGAUUUCCGGGUGCUGGCGUGCGGCGGGGACGGCACGCUGGGCUGGAUCCUGGACUUUAUUGACAAGGCAAACCUGGACCGGAACCCACCUGUGUGCGUAUUUCCUCUCGGCACAGGAAAUGAUCUGGCCAGAUGUCUGCGCUGGGGAGGAGGCUAUGAGGGCGAGAGCCUGCUCAAGAUCCUGCGCGACAUUGAGAACAGCAGCGAGGUGAUGCUGGACCGCUGGAAGAUCGACGUCACGGCCACCGACAAGGACGAGCGGGGCGACCCGGUGCCGUACAGCAUCGUAAACAACUACUUCUCCAUCGGAGUGGACGCCUCCAUCGCACAUCGUUUCCACGUGAUGAGGGAGAAGCACCCGGAGAAAUUUAACAGUAGAACAAAGAACAAGCUUUGGUACUUUGAGUUUGGCACUUCAGAGACGUUCUCGGCCACGUGCAAGAAGCUGCACGACUUUCUGGAAGUCGAGUGUGACGGCGUUACCCUGGACCUGAGCGCCGUCUCACUGGAGGGCAUCGCCAUCCUCAACAUUCCCAGCAUGCACGGCGGCUCCAACCUGUGGGGCGAGAGCAAGAAGAGGCGGGGUCACCGCAAGGCGGCCAAGAAGGGCCUGGACAGAAGGAUGCCUUUGACUGACCCUAAAGAGCUCAUGUUUGCAGUUCAAGACCUGUCCGAUCAGCUGUUAGAGGUGGUCGGGCUGGAGGGAGCCAUGGAGAUGGGUCAGAUCUACACGGGCCUGAAAAGCGCCGGAAGACGCUUGGCGCAGUGCUCCUCCGUCACCAUCAGAACCAGUAAAUCACUUCCCAUGCAGAUUGAUGGUGAACCUUGGAUGCAGACCCCCUGCACUAUCGAGAUCAUCCACAAGAACCAGGCUCCCAUGCUGAUGGGUCCUCAGCCGAGUCGAAGCUUCUUCUCCUCCCUGGUGAGGAGAAGGCGGGCCGAGAGCAAAGACUGAUCCCUCCAGAUGCUUCAUAGGUCCUCAAAGUCCUCGUCAGAAGCGACGAAACCCAUCGCACGGGCCAUUCCCCGACUCUUUUGGACCCGUUUGGAGAUGCGAGGGGCUCGCGUCUUUGCCUGCUUGAUUGCCCAGAGUGCCGUAGCAAAGUGUAGGUUCUGCCAGGUGGGUCACGGAGCGGCGUUUAGAUCCAUAAAAGUUGUGUUUGUUUGUUUUCUAGUGUCGCUGUUGUGCCGUGGCGGAGUAAUGUGUUUUUUCAUGACGCGUCUGCACAUUUAUUUAUACAGUGGUACUCUGACUUAACCAGUGCCACAACUUAGCAGUUUUUCAAGUUACAAAGCCAUCGCUUGAUCAAUUAUUUUUUUAUUUAUUUGUACUUUUUGUUUGUGUUGUGAGCCAAAAUUUCAGUCGCAAUUUAUUUCAGAUUUCACUUGCGUAAAGUUUUUAAGCGCCUCUGAUGUGAUUUUUCUCUGCAUUUGGUGGUCACCUCGCACGUGUUGCCUUUUCUUGUCCACAGCUCACUCCUGCCAGUCGUUAUUGAUUGUUCCUAAGAAAAUAUACGCGCAUGCCACUUCUUUUACAGGAACGGACGGCUCAGUGUGAACAGGUACUUGUGUUUAAUUUUUUUUAAAAAGCAGUCCGAAUGACUUUUCCAUGUAGGUGUGCCAUUAAGGUAACAUGGCUUGAUUGAUUUUUGUUCAAUGAUUUUUGUACAGUACAAUUUACGCAAAAAAACCCCCACAAACACGAAAUGACUAUUGACUAAAGGCAUAAGUAUGCCAAAAAAGACACUCGGGUACCUUGGUUUUAGGGGGAUGGUUUCAUUCACAUUGGGGUACCGAUUGCUUUUCUGUUGUAUAAACAGGAACACAUUUGAUGAAAUUUAAUUUUAAACGUACAAAAAACUGGUAGCAGUUUUUUGCCAACAAAGGAAAAAUUCAAAUAAACUUAAUAUUGUAUACAACAAUGUAAACACAACUUUUUUUUCUUUUGAGGAAAGUGCAACAUCAACAAUUUGUCUUUUUCGGAAUUCAAGUGAAAUACUGUAUACAAUACAACAAAUAUAUUUAUUAAUUUAUAGCAGCUGAAAUCCUUUAUUUUUAUUCAAGUGCCACACCAAUUUUUUUUUCUAUUUAAGAUGUAGAUUCAAAAAAUGUAUAAAUAAUACAUUUAUUCAUAUAUAACUGCUGAAAUCUUUUCUUUUUAGGAAAGUGAAAAAACAAUCAUUUGUCUCCUUUUAACGAAAUACAGUAAAAUAAUGCAUAAAAUAAAUAUUUGUACAUACAAUAAAACAAAUUAUGUAUUUAUUUGUAACAGCUGAAUCAUUUUCUUUUUAGAAAAGUGCCACACUGUUUUUGCCACACAGUUUGUUCUCUUUUUGAGGAGACAAACAAUGCAAACAAGUAUGACUGUGACAGUUAUUAAUCAAAUACAUACACACAAAAUUAUGAACCAUACACACCUAUGAUUUAAGAAUCUACCGCAUUUCCGCAAAUAAUGCCCAUCCCUCUAAUAGACACCAUGCCUGGUGCACUGAAGAAAAAUAAACAUCUCACUUUAAUAGAGACGUCCCUUUUCCCCAUUAGAAAAAACGGGUAGUCAGUGUAAGUAUCUCACUUCAUAGACUCGGCCGUUAUCACAUGAAACAAGAAUUAACUGCCUGAGCCCAUUUGAACUCUGUCGCUAACCAAAACAGCAGCACCUAGCAAGGCACUUAAACCGUCUCUCAUUAAUUCAAGUGGGACGUAUUGGCUCAAGUUGGGUAGCACAGUAUUAAAGAUGACGGUAUGGAAUGCGCAAAUGAUUUCACUUGACUUCGACAGAUGUUAAUGCUUGUUCCUGAAAGUUUUCUGAAAUUAUAAUAUAUUGUUAACAUUGGUCAAUACUGUUUACAAAAAUGUCCUCCAGUUAAGGCCUCCCCCCUAACAGAC